CGCAGCCUUGCGCGUUCCUUUCCAUCCGCGUGCCCGUGGGUUGUGCUGCGUGUCUACACUGAGGGGUUCCAACAGUCGAGAGAAAUGCCGACAAAAAUCAUCUUUGAAACUGAAGAUCAAGCCAUGGAUGACGGCGUAGACACUGUCGCGGAGGCUAAACCCCGAAAGACCAAAGAGGGCAAAAAGCUGAAAACCAAGAAGAAGUUUGAGGACCAGGAAGAGCAGGAGGACCCAGACUGUGAACCUCCGGCACCAAAAAAAAAGAAAAAAAAAGACAAGAUUACGGUGGACCAAGUGACCGACCUCAUAGAGGAGGCCGCAGACAUGAACGGUAACAGUAAUGGUGUUGACCCACCAGAGAAAAAAAAGAAGACGCAAAAGAAAGCCAUAGCAGAGGCUGAAAGGAACGGACAUUCCAUCCCAGACACCCCCGCACAGACACCGGCCCAGUCAAGUGAAGACUCUGCCAGCGAAGGCGAGAAAGAAAAGGAGGAAACACCAGAGCAGAAGGAAGGGGCCUUCUCCAACUUCAGGAUCUCCCAAUUCACCAUUGACAAACUAAAAGCUCGGGGAGCCUCUUACCUGUUUGACAUUCAGAUCAAGACAUUCAAUGCUGUAUAUGAUGGCGAGGACGUCAUUGCCCAAGCCCGAACAGGAACAGGAAAGACUUUCUCAUUUGCCAUCCCUUUGGUGGAGAAGCUCCAGACGGAGUCGGUGGCGUUCACCAGAGGCCGGGCUCCCAAGGUCUUGGUGUUAACUCCAACCAGAGAGUUGGCUAUCCAGGUGGCAAAGGACUUCAAAGACAUCACCAGGAAGCUGGCUCUCACCUGUUUCUAUGGAGGCAGCUCAUACAACCCACAGCUUGAUGCGAUCCGUAGUGGUAUCGAUAUUUUGGUCGGCACCCCC
Messenger RNA from Anarrhichthys ocellatus (wolf-eel), 906 nucleotides. RefSeq names its product nucleolar RNA helicase 2-like. Gene Ontology annotation, molecular function: ATP binding; RNA helicase activity; nucleic acid binding. The annotation marks the transcript as partial. Gene Ontology annotation, cellular component: cytosol. The transcript has 6 exons. NCBI's taxonomy places the organism in Eukaryota, Metazoa, Chordata, Actinopteri, Perciformes, Anarhichadidae. The record is from RefSeq and is a predicted model, not a curated record.